CCCCUCCAAGAAGCAAACCUGUACGGACGAUUUGGCGUUUAGUCCAUCAAAAUGACAUACUGAGCAUUAAACCAAUGUGAAUCGCCAGCAUUCGAAUGAGGUUUCCACCCAGCUCUGCUAUCUAGCUACCUUUUUCCUUCUGAUUUUGAUGCCAAUGUUGCUGUAGGUUGCUUCAUCUAACUCGGAACGCGUAAUUUUAGGCAUGCCGCUGGCUCGGAGCAUGUCCAUCACGUCCCUGUCGGGGAUGGAGGAGUGGGAUGAAGAGUUUGACCUGGAGGAUGCCGUCCUCUUUGAGAUCGCAUGGGAGGUGGCCAACAAAGUUGGUGGGAUUUACACAGUGAUCCAGACCAAGGCCCGUCUUACAGUGGAAGAAUGGGGCGAGAACUACUUCUUGGUCGGCCCGUAUGUAGAGAGCAAUGUCCGCACCCAGGUGGAGCUGAUCGAGCCCACCAACCCUGCCCUCAAGAGGACCAUAGACAAGAUGAAUUCCAGCGGCUGUAAGGUUUACUUCGGCCGUUGGCUGAUUGAAGGCAGCCCGUAUGUGGUGCUGAUUGAUGUGGCGUUCACCGCCUGGAGCCUGGACAAGUGGAAGACGGAGCUUUGGAACAACUUCUCCAUCGGGGUGCCGUGGUUUGACCGAGAGGCCAACGACGCCGUCCUCUUCGGUUUCCUCACCGCCUGGCUACUGGGAGAGUUUGCGGCGCAGUGUGAGGAGCCUCCUCAUAUUCUGGCCCACUUCCACGAGUGGCUGGCAGGCCUGGGCUUGGCGCUGUGCCGUCAGAGACUGUUGCCCGUGGCAACCAUCUUCACCACCCAUGCCACGUUGCUCGGACGAUACCUGUGUGCCGGCAGUGUGGACUUCUACAACAACCUGGCCAAUUUCAACGUAGACAAGGAGGCGGGAGACAGACAGAUCUACCAUCGGUAUUGUUUGGAACGGACGGCGGCGCGCUGCGCUCAUGUCUUCACCACUGUCUCCCAGAUCACAGCGGUUGAGGCCGAGCACCUACUCAAGAGGAAACCAGACAUCAUAACCCCUAACGGGCUGAACGUGAAGAAGUUCUCAGCCAUGCACGAGUUUCAGAACCUGCACGCUCAGAGCAAGAACCGUAUCCAGGAGUUUGUCCGAGGCCACUUUUACGGGCACCUGGACUUUAACCUGGACAAAUGUCUGUUCUUGUUUAUCGCCGGGAGGUACGAGUUCAGCAACAAAGGGGCCGAUAUCUUCCUGGAGGCUUUGGCCCGACUUAACUAUCUUCUGAGAGUCAACCACAGCGAUGUGACGGUCGUGGCUUUCUUCAUCAUGCCUGCCCGCACAAACAACUUCAACGUGGAGACUUUGAAAGGCCAAGCAGUCCGGAAGCAGCUCUGGGAUACAGCGCACACUGUGAAAGAACGCUUCGGGAAGAAACUGUACGAAUCACUGCUGAUUGGCCAGUUGCCGGAUGUGUCCAAGAUGCUGGACAAGGAGGACUUCACCAUGAUGAAGCGUGCCAUCUUCGCCACCCAGAGGCAGUGCCAGCCACCCAUCUGCACCCACAACAUGCUGGAGGACAGCACCGACCCCAUCCUCACCUGCAUCCGCCGCAUCGGCCUGUUCAACAGCUCCGCCGACCGCGUCAAGGUGAUCUUCCACCCAGAGUUCCUGUCUUCCACCUCUCCCCUCCUGCCCAUGGACUAUGAGGAGUUUGUACGAGGCUGCCAUCUUGGAGUGUUCCCCUCUUACUACGAGCCCUGGGGGUACACACCAGCGGAGUGCACUGUCAUGGGAAUCCCCUCCAUCUCCACUAACCUCUCAGGUUUCGGGUGCUUCAUGGAGGAACACAUAGCUGACCCCUCGGCAUACGGGAUAUACAUCCUGGACAGGCGGUACCGGGGCGUGGAUGAGUCCUGUAACCAGCUCACGUCGUACCUGUUCCAGUUUUGCCAGCAGAGCAGGCGUGCCCGGAUCAUCCAGCGGAACCGCACCGAGCGCCUGAGUGACCUCUUGGACUGGAGAUAUCUGGGCAGGUAUUACAUAUCUGCUCGCCACAUGGCCCUGGCUAAGGCCUUCCCGGAUACCUUCUUCUACCAGCCGCAUGAUUCUGAAACCGCCCAAGGCUUCCGUUACCCUAGACCGGCGUCAGUGCCCCCGUCCCCGGCGCUGUCACGCCACUCCUCCCCGCACCACAGCGAGGCGGAAGACGAAGACGACCGUUACGACGAAGACGAAGAGGCGGAGAAAGACCGCCUGAAUAUCCGUCAGCCUUUAGCCCUGCCUACCAAAAAGGGCCCAUUGCCUUACCCCCUUCCAGCCACCGCUGCCAAUGGAAACGGUGAUAGAGCCAUAAAAAGCGAGAAAAACUGAGCCUUCAGGGAGAAACAAUGCACAUACGCAAAUAUGCCGAAAUCCACCAGUAGAACUGUUACACGGCAUGCAUAUACGCCUCUCCACAUUAUAUAGACCCCUUAAUGGAAAACAUGUUUCAGCAUUAUAAAUCCCUUGUGGUUUCCAGCACCCCGGAGUCUUCCAAACGUAUACUUACCUUAGCCUCUGUGUGCAAUCUGUAUUAAGAUGGAGGAAAUGAGGAAAAGGGGGAAAAAGCACUGAGAUGACAACGGGGGUGACUUGAGUUGCAUUUAUUCAGGAAGCCUUAUUCUGUUUCUGCUUUCUGGUCUUUUGACCAAUCGGUGGAGUCUUCUUCAAUACCGGCCAUUUUAGGAAGUGAUCAGUUUGGUCGAAAAGACAGAUUAGUGGGAAAAGAUCUGUUUCGGGCUCCUGGUUUAAAGGCAGUCUAGGAGUACGUUGAAGCAACACCUCUGGCUAUUGGUCUAGAAAUGCAUUCAAACCAGGCAACUGUAAACGUGGGGACUGACAUUGGACCUGACUACAGUUGAUAGAACCAUGGGAUUAACCAGUGGUAUCCUACUUUAAGGAAGCAAACUAGGGCUAACUAGACAUGCUAACUCGGUCACACAACUUAAUCAACCCCAAGUAGCACUUUUCCUGUUCAGACACUGUAUUAGUUACUGCAACCCAAACACCAGCACCGCUUCCCUGGGUUAGGAAACAGACAAACAACGCAUUUUGAGCUGUGUCCGUAGAGUUAGAGGACUCUAUGAAAAUAAUCUGUUUCAGAAGAGCCCUCAAUUAAACUCUGGCCAGGCUCCAGAACUUCCUGCUGAAGAGUCCUGCUCAAACUGAUUUAUUUGUUCAGCAUUUAUUUUUGUUCUCAGCACCUCGUGAUUUAUUCAAACCGGUUUUCCUGUGUGUGGAAACUGUUGAUUGGAAAACAUUUAACCUUUCUGUCAGUUAGCCUGUGUUUGUGUGGUUGAGUGUUUUAUUUGUGUGUGUUUGUCAAUAUUUAUGUGAUGAGUAGACGGUUAGCUACACUGAAUAUGCCUGCACUUAUGGAGGUUUUGGUAAAAGGGAAGAAAUCCGGAAAAGGCAGUCAUGUUUUUGGAAGGCAGACUGGAGAAGGAAUUUAAGGGGAAACUAAAGGUUAUGGCCUUGUCCCAUUCAAAGCUGUGCACAGCCUGAAAACCAGGGAGGAGUCACAUGUUGUUGUUAAUACACGAGGAAUAAAGUAUAUAUGUAUUACUAAUGAAACACAA
Molecule: messenger RNA, 3594 nt
Organism: Esox lucius (northern pike)
Lineage: Eukaryota; Metazoa; Chordata; Actinopteri; Esociformes; Esocidae
Gene: gys1
Product: glycogen synthase 1 (muscle)
Exons: 16
Coding region: 203-2347 (714 amino acids)
Biological process (GO): glycogen biosynthetic process
Cellular component (GO): cytoplasm
Molecular function (GO): alpha-1,4-glucan glucosyltransferase (UDP-glucose donor) activity
Source: RefSeq, a predicted model, not a curated record